Molecule: messenger RNA, 585 nt
Organism: Phlebotomus argentipes
Lineage: Eukaryota; Metazoa; Arthropoda; Insecta; Diptera; Psychodidae
Gene: ND-B22
Product: NADH dehydrogenase [ubiquinone] 1 beta subcomplex subunit 9
Exons: 3
Coding region: 89-523 (144 amino acids)
Biological process (GO): mitochondrial electron transport, NADH to ubiquinone
Source: RefSeq, a predicted model, not a curated record
UCGUGUGGCGCUAGGAUCGCUAGAGGGGCGAGUGACAGCUCUGAAAAAAUUUUGCCCACAUAUUUUGGUUGAUUUUUACGCAGGGAAAAUGUCUGGCCUUCCCUCAGGCAUACUCUCGCACACGCGGAAGGUGCAGAGUUUAUACAAGAGAUCCCUGAGGAACUUGGAGUCCUGGUAUGAUAGGAGGAAUGCUUUCCGCUAUCAAGCCACUCUGUUGAGGGCAAGAUUUGACAAGAAUCGCGACAUUAAGGAUAUGCGAGUGGCCAGAGAUUUGAUAGUGGAGGGAGAGAGGGAACUAUUUGAUAAACAGCACUACCAGCCGCAGAAGUUUGCUGGAAGUCCUGGAGGAUGUGCUUAUGAGCGUGAGGUUAUCCCGCCGGAUUGGGUGCUGGACUACUGGCAUCCGCUGGAGAAAGCCCAGUAUCCGGAGUACUUUGCUCGCCGCGAACAGCGCAAGAAGGAAUACGUGGAAUGGUGGGAAAAGAAGUACGGAAAGCCCACGGCUGAUGGGGCUCACCACUAGAGCAAUAUGUGAAGUAAAUAUCUAGCAAGUUGUACCACUAAAUCAUCUGUUUUGCGCUGGGA